CCACACAGGAAGGUCACACCAUCCCCCACCAUCAUCAGAGGGAAGAGCUGAAAUACAUCAAAGUUGAAAUUGAAGAGGAAGAAAAGAUGAUCAUUGGUGGAGAACAGCAUUCUAUGGAGAAUGUCUAUCCUCCGUAUUCCCAGGAUUUCACACAGGAAGAUCCCAGCAUCUCUCAGGAUGAAGAACUAAAAGACAUCAAAGUUGAGGUAAAAGAGGAAGAAGAAGAGAGGUUGGUGAGUGGAGAUCAGCAGUCUAUGGAGGAGCGGGAGAUGAUUAUGAAAAGUGAACAAGCGAAAUCUUCACUUUGUAUCGACACAAGUGGACACUACGUCUCGAAAAAUAUACCUUCAGAAUAUAAAACCACAUCACAAUGUUCUCCCGGAGUAAAACGCAUUACACAAAUAAUACAUCAUAAAACUUAUCAAAUGGAGAGAUCCUGGGAUUUCUCUGAUCCUGAGGAAUCUUCUGAUGAUCCACAUACUAUUAUUAUUGAAUCUCACAGUACAGAUCCAGCAACAGAUCUAUCUAAUCCUGAGGAAUCUUCUUUAAACCAUGAAGGUAAGCUCUCCUUGUCACGUACAAUGUCUGGGAAAUCUUCGAAAGAAACUGGAGAGCCUCCUACACAACAGAAACGUUAUAAGACUUACACAUGUCCGGAGUGUGGGAAAUGUUUCCAUCAGAAAAGCAACUUUAUUAUUCAUGAGAGAGUUCACACAGGAGAACGUCCUUUUCCUUGUUCUGACUGCGGUAAAUGUUUUAGUGACAAAGGAAACCUUCUUAAACACCAGAGAAUUCAUACCGGUGAGCGUCCUUUCUCGUGUUCAGAUUGUGGGAAAGGUUUCAUUCAGAAAGCAAGCCUUGUUAAUCACCAAAGAAUUCAUACGGGUGAGCGUCCCUACGCAUGUUCAGAGUGUGGGAAAUGUUUUAUGCAGAAGGAAAUACUUUCUCGACACCUGAGAAUUCACACCAGUGAGCAUCCCUAUUCAUGUCCAGAGUGCGGAAAGUGUUUCAAAGAAAAAGGAAGCCUUCUUAUACACCAGAGAAUACACACGGGUGAGCGUCCUUUUUCAUGCUCAGAGUGUGGGAAAGGUUUUAUUCAAAAAGAACACCUUCAUGUACACCAGAGAAGUCACACAUGUGAGCGUCCUUAUUCAUGUUCAGAGUGUGGGAAAGGUUUUAUUCAUAAAGAACACCUUCAUGUACACCAGAGAAGUCACACAGGUGAGCGUCCUUAUUCAUGUUCAGAGUGCGGGAAAAGUUUCACCCAGAAAAGUGGCCUUGACCGACAUCAGAAAAUUCACGUAGACCAAGAACCUUUUUUACAUUCAGAUGGAGAAUCGGGCAAGAGUGACCACCAAGAGAAUGUGUGUGUCCUACCUUGUCAGCUCAAUAGCAAGACACAGGAAGGUCACACCAUCCCCCACCAUCAUCAGGGCGAGAAGCUGAAUUACAUCAAAGUUGAGGUUAAAGAGGAAGAAGAAGAGAUGUUGGUGAGCGGAGAUCAGCAGUCUAUAGAAGAAGACGGCCCUCUCUAUUCUUGGGAUUCCACAAAGGGAGUUCACAACUUUACAAAUAAUGAGCAGGGUGAAGAAUUGAAAGACAUCAAAGUUGAGGAGGAAGAAGAGACAUUGGGUGAAGAACUGAACGACAUCAAAAUUGAGAUUAAGGAGGAAGAAGAAGAGACGUUGGUGACUGAAGAUCAGCAGUCUAUGGAGGAGGGGGAGAUGAUUAUGGAAAGUAAACAGGAAUCUUUUCCACAUAUGGACACAAGUGGACCCUAUAUCUUGAAUAUUUCGGAAAGACGCCUUAUUUUGAAUUCAGAUUAUAAAGCAGAAGAUAAUAACAUUGUACAAUAUUCUCCAGGAGGAAAUCCUGUUACUCCAAAUAUACAUCCCAGACCUUCCCAAUUGGGGGGAUCAAUGGAUCCCUCUAAUCCUGAGGAAUCUUCUGACGGAUCACACACCAAGACUAUAGGAUCUCACAGUACAGAUACUUCAAUAGAUCCGUCUAUUCCCGAGGAAUCUUCUUUAAGACAUGAAGGAGUUCCCACAGAAGAGAGCUCAUGGUCAGGUUCGGUGUGUGGGAAAUCAUUCACAGAAAACAGAGCACGUCUAAGACAUGAAAAACGUCACACGGAUGAUCAUACGUGUGCAGAGUGUGGCAAAAGCUUUUAUCAGAAAGGAAACCUUCUUAAACACCAGAGAAGUCACACGGGAGAGCGUCCUUAUUCAUGUUCAGAGUGCGGGAAAUGUUUCAUUCACAAAGUGAGCCUUCUUAAACACGAGCGCAGUCACACAGGGGAGCGACCCUAUUCGUGUUCAGAGUGCGGAAAAGGUUUCAAUGACAAAGGACACCUUCUUAAACACCAGAUGAUUCACACGGGUGAGCGUCCGUAUUUAUGUUCAGAGUGCGGAAAAUCUUUCAUUCAGAAAUGGAACCUUGUAAAACACCAGAGAAGUCACACUGGCGAGCGGCCCUAUUCAUGUUCAGAGUGCGGAAAAAGUUUCACUCAAAAAGGAAACCUCCUUAAACACCAGAGGAGUCACACAGGCGAGCGUCCUUAUCCGUGUGCAGCGUGCGAGAAAUGUUUCACUACCAAACAAAAACUUCUUAAACACCAGAGAUGUCACACGGGUGAGCGUCCUUUUUCCUGUUCAGAGUGCGGGAAAUGUUUCGUUCAGAAAGAAAAUCUCCGUAAACACCAGAGGAGUCACACGGGCGAGCGUCCUUAUUCGUGUUCAGAGUGUGGAAAAUGUUUCAAUCAGAAGGGACACUUUGUUAAACACCAAAGAACUCACACGGGCGAGCGUCCUUAUCCGUGCUCCGUGUGCGGGAAAUGCUUCAUCCAGAAAAGCGCACUCGUUACGCACCAGAUGAUUCACUCGGGCGAACGCCCUUAUUCGUGUUCAGAAUGCGGAAAAUGUUUCAUUUCGAAAGCAGAACUUGUCAACCAUCAGAGGAUUCACACGGGAGAGCGCCCUUUUUCGUGUUCGGAGUGCGGGAAAUGUUUCAUUCGGAAAUAUGCGCUUGUCACUCACCAGAGGAUACACACGGGGGAGCGUCCUUAUUUGUGUUCAGAGUGUGGGAAAUGUUUCAGUAACAGAACUACACUUACUGUACACCAGAAGAUUCACUUGGGCAAAGUUGAGUAUAAAGAGGAAGAAGAAGAGAGGUUGGUGAGUGGAGAUCAGCAGUCUAUGGAGGAGGGGGAGAUGAUUAUGGAAAUUAAACAGGAGGAAUCUUCUCUACAUAUGGACACAAGUCAUAGUGCAGAAGAUGAUGACAUCACAAAAUGUUCUCCAGGAGGAAAUUCUGUUACUCCAAAUAUACAUCCCAGACCUUCCCAAUUGGGGGGAUCAAUGGAUCCCUCUAAUCCUGAGGAAUCUUCUGAUAAAUCACAUACUAUUACCCCAGAUAUAAAUCUAAGAUCUCAGAGCAUGGAGAGAUCAACAGAUCCAUCCAUUUCCAUGGAAUCUUUGCUUAGCAAUGAAGGAGAGCAAUCGUUCAAUGAAAACAGAGAAGAUCGACAUGAGAAACGUCUUACGGGUGAGCGUCCCUAUACAUGUUCAGAGUGCGGGAAAUGUUUCCCUCAGAAAAAAGUACUUCUUAUACACCAGAGAAGUCACACAGCAAAACGUGCUUAUUCAUGUUCAGAGUGCGGGAAAUGUUUCAGCCAGAAAGCAAACCUUCGUAAGCACCAGAGAAUUCACACGGGUGAGCGUCCCUUUUCGUGUUCAGAGUGUGGGAAAUCUUUCACUGAGAAAAACGUUCUUCUUGUACACCAGAGACGUCACACAGGAGAACAACCUUAUUCCUGUUCAGAGUGCGGGAAAUGUUUCAAUCAGAAAGCAAACCUUUGUAAGCACCUGAGAAUUCACACGGGUGAACGUCCCUAUGCGUGUUCCGAGUGCGGGAAAUCUUUCUCUGUCAAAUCGGUACUUCUUUUACAUCAGAAAAUUCACACAGGCGAGCGUCCUUAUUCGUGUUCGAAGUGCGGGAAAUUCUUUGUUCUCCAAAAUUUACUAGUCAGACACCAAAAGGUUCACACAGGUGAACGUCCGUAUUCAUGUUCAGAGUGCGGGAAAGGUUUUAUUCUAAGAAGUAGUCUUGUUAGACACCAGAAAACGCACACAGUUGAGCGUCCGUAUUCAUGUUCAGAGUGCGGGAAAUGUUUCAUUGAGAAAGAAUGCCUUCUGAAACACCAGAGAAUUCACACCGGUGAACGUCCCUUUUCCUGUUCAGAGUGCGGGAAGUGUUUUACUCAGAAAAAAGUGCUUCUUGCACAUCAGAAAUAUCACACAGGCGAUCGUCUUUAUUCGUGUUCAGAGUGCGGGAAAAGCUUUACUGAGAAAACAGCCUUUCUUAUACAUCAGAGGAUUCACACGAGUGAGCGUCCCUAUUCAUGUGCAGAGUGCGGGAAAUCUUUCAUUCAGAAAGGAAACCUUGUUAAACACCAGAGAAUACACACGGGUGAGCGUCCCUAUCCAUGUUCAGAGUGCGGGAAAUGCUUCCUUCAGAAAAGUUCACUUGAUACCCACCAAAGGAUUCACACGGGCGAACGGCCCUUUUCUUGUUCAGAGUGCGGCAAAUGUUUCCUUCAGAAAGGAGACCUUGUUAGCCACCAAAGAAGUCACACUGGCGAGCGUCCUUAUUCGUGUUCGGAGUGCGGGAAAAGUUUUGGUUACAGGAAAUCGCUUGUUACUCAUCAGAAAAUUCACAUGGGCUCAUAACUUUUUUUUCAUGUUCAGACUGAUGUGUUUGGGGCGGGGCAAAAAUAUAUUGAAGUUUUUUUAGGUACACUGCCAUUAAAUUCUAGUAAUACAACCCUCUAAACAUUCCUGUGCCAAGUUCAUGGGUCUGUAACCUGCUGUAUCCAUUAUGGGGGUUCCCAUUAUCCCUGUGCCGAGUUCCCGGGUCUGUACACCUGAUGUGCCCAUUAUGAGGGGUUCCCACCAUCCCUGUGCUGAGUUCCCAGGUCUAUACACCUGCUGUGCUCAUUAUGAGGAGUUCCCACCAACCCUGUGCUGAGUUAAUGGGUCUGUAGACCUGCUGUGCCCAUUAUGAGGGGUUCCCACCAUCCCUGUGCUGAGUUCCCGGGUCUGUACAUCUGCUGUGCCCA
Rana temporaria (common frog) is the source of this 5119-nucleotide messenger RNA. Its product is annotated as zinc finger protein 850-like. NCBI's taxonomy places the organism in Eukaryota, Metazoa, Chordata, Amphibia, Anura, Ranidae. Bases 87 to 4730 code for a protein of 1547 amino acids. Gene Ontology annotation, biological process: regulation of cytokine production; negative regulation of transcription by RNA polymerase II; regulation of immune system process. The transcript has 12 exons. The record is from RefSeq and is a predicted model, not a curated record.